Mesocricetus auratus (golden hamster) is the source of this 3853-nucleotide messenger RNA. It is a transcript of the gene Rap2b, whose product is annotated as RAP2B, member of RAS oncogene family. Gene Ontology annotation, biological process: negative regulation of cell migration; Rap protein signal transduction. The transcript has a single exon. The coding region runs from base 501 to 1052 and encodes 183 amino acids. Gene Ontology annotation, molecular function: GTPase activity; GDP binding; GTP binding. Gene Ontology annotation, cellular component: plasma membrane. Lineage: Eukaryota; Metazoa; Chordata; Mammalia; Rodentia; Cricetidae. The record is from RefSeq and is a predicted model, not a curated record.
GGCGAGUAGGAAGCCCUCGCCCCAGCGGAGGCUGCCGGGGAGAGCGAGCGAGAGAGCGAGCGAUGGGCCGCGGAGCUGGGCGCACGCUCCGCGGGGACACAUGCCACGCGUGUCCCAGCCGCCGGCCGCGCAAUUAGCAUCCGCCUCUCCAGCCAGCCGCCACCGCCUCCCGGCCCUCCCGGGCUGCCGUGGAGAGGAGCUCCAGCGCUUGCCUCGCUCCGGCUGCGCGCAUUGUCCUCCGGGUCCUCUGCCAGGGCUGCUGCGGGGCCCGGGACCGACCCUCGCCCCAGGGACGCGCCCCCGCCCCGGGUCGGCUGCGCGCGGGGCUCCGCUGCUAGCCGAUCGGUGAAGCCCGCGCUCCCGGGCCACUCUCGCUGGGUUUCUUUCCUGCGGAACGGAGGAAGGGGAGACGUCCACCUAGCCCAGCCCAACCCAGCCUUCCCCCAAGCGCUCAGCCCCGACGGGGCGGCGGCAGGCGCGACGAGGGCGCCGACGGAGCCAUGAGAGAGUACAAAGUCGUGGUGCUGGGCUCGGGCGGCGUGGGCAAGUCCGCGCUCACCGUGCAGUUCGUGACGGGUUCCUUCAUCGAGAAGUACGACCCGACCAUCGAGGACUUCUACCGGAAGGAGAUCGAGGUGGACUCGUCGCCGUCGGUGCUGGAGAUCCUGGACACGGCGGGCACCGAGCAGUUCGCGUCCAUGCGGGACCUGUACAUCAAGAACGGCCAGGGCUUCAUCCUGGUCUACAGCCUGGUCAACCAGCAGAGCUUCCAGGACAUCAAGCCCAUGCGGGACCAGAUCAUCCGCGUGAAGCGGUACGAGCGCGUCCCCAUGAUCCUGGUGGGCAACAAGGUGGACCUGGAGGGCGAGCGCGAGGUCUCCUACGGCGAGGGCAAGGCCCUGGCCGAGGAGUGGAGCUGCCCCUUCAUGGAGACAUCCGCCAAAAACAAAGCCUCGGUGGAUGAGCUCUUCGCCGAGAUCGUCAGGCAGAUGAACUACGCGGCGCAGCCCAACGGCGACGAGGGCUGCUGCUCGGCCUGCGUGAUCCUGUGAGGCGCCGGCCGCUCCCGGGCGCCGGCCACGCUCCGUGCACAAAGCCAAACACACCCGAUUCUCUUAAAUGUGAUUGUCUUCUUGUUUUUUGAGAUGGGGAGACGACUUGGGAUUGGCCGGGAUGCCAGAGGAACCUGGCUGACUUGCGCGGGCAGCAUCCCCAGCCUUCAGCCGGGGUCCGAAGGGGGUGUCGGUUCCGGACCAUCCAAGACCCUGAUGGAAACGUGUGGCUCUUUAACCGCGUGUACGUUCCUCGUUGAUUUCGGUUCAUGCAUCAUCUUCCCGUUUUAAGUGGCCAUCAAAGCGCAGUAUUGGCUGCUUGACACCGGCAAGCAAAAGUUUCAAGCCUGAAAAAAAAAAUGGGGGUGGGGAGGUGGAGGGAAGAAGGAGGCAGUGGGGGAGGGUUCCCCCAAACAACUGUCCAUCUUCCAAGUUCUAAACGCAAGGAAGGAGGUCUGAGAAAAACCAUAUGAAGGAGCCAGAGAAGGGGAAGAAACUUGUCUUUCCCCCCCUUGUUUUCCAGGAUUAUUUGGAAAUUAAGACCAGGGGUUCCUUUUCUGCCAGCUUGGAAGGGCAACCCAGGGACUGAUUAGGAUUCUGCGGAUGUCUAUGCAAAGUUGGGUUCUUGUUACAGUGUAUCCAAUCUGAAGUAUUGCACAUGUGAACUGGGACUGUUAACACUGAUGCCAAUACAGUGUGGGGUGCCAGGAAGUGUCUGCCGAUAUUUGUGGGGGAAAAAUCUAUUUUGAUUACCUACUGUAUCAAAGGGGAGUCCGGGGGAGAAUGGUAGUAUUUUUUUUUAAUCAGCUGUGAAAAAAAAUGUUAAAAGAUCUGCACAUUUUUUGUGUGUGCUAUUGUGUGCGUGUGUGUAUGCUGUUGUGUGUGUGUGUAAGUAUAGCAUUUUUCUGUGGUUGGCAGCGACAGAUUUUGCUGACUAGCUUUUAAAAAUACAAUACAAAGACUUUGUAAAUGUGAUUCAGGGCCCCCAGCACCCCUGUGUCUGCAGAGUGCCUUCUAACUCAGCUGUUCCAGCCGGUGCCAACCUGUGAAUUCCCACCAUAUCCCAGAAUCUGCUGCCCCUCCCCCCAAAACCACUUUAAAUAUCUCCCUGAAAGAGCCAGGACAAAUGGGGCCCUGUUAGUCCAUGAGUUGCUUCGUUAAGUUUUAGCUUUUCUUUUUAAAAAUGUUAAGCCUGGAAAUUUUCUCCCCUUCAUUUUGUGCAAAUUUCAGGCUUUAGCUCCCUUCUCUGUUGUUAAUCAAAGUGUCUCCGUUACUUGUUACAGGGUGUCCUCCAGAAAGCAAAGAGCAGAGUUUUAUUGUUGCGAUGUACCAAGGGAAUUCUAACAAAUUGUAACGUUUAAUUCCGCUCAUUGAGUCAUUGUCUCUUCAUCUUAAGACUUUUAAUACAAAUGUCAUUUUUUAAAAGAAACCCCAAACUAUUUGUGUUUUUGUGUUUCAUAUUCAUUGAUUUACAGUAACCGUGAUAGGGGUGUCUGGUGAAGCUGGGCCUUCCACAGUUAUCUGUCCAGUUUUGAAGAUAGAAUUAUUUCAAUGACAAAUUGGGUGACAGUGUUUCCAUUUUUUUUUAAUGGAGAAAAUUAUGUAGGCCUAAGAAUCACAGGGUAAGACCAUUACCAUGUGACUCCCCAGAAGAGGAAGUAUGUUGAUUCUGUUCUGCUGAGCAAGUGCUGUGAACUUCAUUCACUGUUGUAACAAAAGGGAGAAGCCCACUAUGAACACCCUCUUGGAUCUGGGAAAGAAGCAUUGAUCUGGGAGAAUGGGGGGGGGGAGGUACCUUCUAGUUGUCCUGGUUUUGUUUUGUCUGUUUACGUCACACCUCAAGUCAGAAGUGUUCUUAAAUUUGUUCUCACACACAGUGUACUCAGCAAGUGUGUGGAGUACGUUACCCGGGCCGUUAUUUCAACCCUUCCAAAGUUUUUAUUUGGAACCACAUCAUUAGAUUGAGAAAAAAAAGUUUAAAGAGGAUUCCCUUGCUCUCAUUCAUUUGUGGAUCAUAUUUGGAUCACAAGAAUUGUUUCUUUAAAAAAAAAAGGAGGCAAUGUGUGUUGUUUCUUUUUAUGUGUAUUUUUCUUGGGUUCUCUAGUACAGUAAUCUUAUAUGUAAGAGACUAUAGAAGUCUGAGGAGUGUUAACUGAGGAAUUUACUCCUUUGACAGCCAAAAGAGAUCACAGGUUUCUUAAAAGUAAUAUCAAUAUAUCUUGCCUUAAUUUUUUUGUUUUUGUCUCCGUUCAGGUUGCAUUUCACUAUUCCUUUGAGGAGGGAGAACAGUUUUGUCUGCCUUGGCCUUUGUCUAUUUCCCAACUCUGAUGUAAUUUCUCCAUUAGUAUCAAACACAAUUAUGUUUCUAAGUGCAAAAAAUUGAAACUGCUCAAAAUAAUGUUUUUACAAGAAUUCAUUCUUACAUUUCAAUAAAUGUGGUUAUUGAAGUAGAUUAGAGUUGAUGCACAUUUCGAAGAUGUGUCAAGCCCUGUUGGAAGGGUUGAUUUUUUUUUGUUUUGUUUUGUUUGUUUUUAAUGUGUCUGGUGACCCUCUUUUGUCAUCAUUUGGAAGGCUUUGGACAAAAGCAUUGCCAAGUACACAGCUCAUAGGAAAUGUACGUACUCCUUACAGAAAAGAUUGGAAGGUGGACAGUGAAAUAGGUUGCUGGUACAUUAAUCACCUCCACGGAGGGCUUCCUAGAGGUCACAGAAGGCAGGACAGGCUUUUUAAAAAACAUGUCUCUACUGAGUACUGUAAAAUAAAUGCUUUUGGAUUGUAAAAUUAAAGCUGCUGCAGGCAAA